Messenger RNA from Diabrotica virgifera virgifera (western corn rootworm), 1405 nucleotides. RefSeq lists its product as uncharacterized. The coding region runs from base 1 to 780 and encodes 259 amino acids. Lineage: Eukaryota; Metazoa; Arthropoda; Insecta; Coleoptera; Chrysomelidae. The record is from RefSeq and is a predicted model, not a curated record. The transcript has a single exon. Gene Ontology annotation, molecular function: structural molecule activity; A2-type glycerophospholipase activity. Gene Ontology annotation, biological process: phospholipid metabolic process; arachidonate secretion.
AUGACCAUCAGUCCAAUGUUGGUGUUCAAAGGGGAAGGUCUUUUGAACUCUCUAAUUAAUAAACUUCCAGUUGAGCUUCAUAUUCCUGGUUAUCAGUAUUGUGGACCUGGAACAAAACUAAAAAAACGUCUUGCACGCGGAGAUCCGGGAAUUAAUCCUUUAGACGCAGCUUGUAAACAACACGAUAUCGCUUAUUCGCAUCAUACAUCUCUCGAAGAACGUCACAAGGCCGAUAAAGAAUUGGAAGAUAGGGCUUGGGAGCGAUUCAAGUCUAAGGACGCUAGCUUUGGCGAAAAAAGUGCUGCUUUACUUGUAACCGGUGGAAUGAAAACGAAAAGAAAGUUGGGAAUGGGAUGUCCUCGUCGUCGUGGAAGAAAGGGACGUUAUUCUUUCAAUCGGGAUGUGGUACCUAAAAUUGCAAAGUCCAUGAAGAGAGGAGCAUCGUUAAGAGAUACUGCUUUGACAGCUGUACGAAUAGCAAAAUCGGUAAUUAAAAAACUUGGUGGACGAAAAACAGUUGAUCUUCCACGAGUGUUGCCACUAAAAUCUGGAGGUUUCCUACCCCUCAUACCCCUAUUUGCAGGUCUUUCUGCAUUGGGGGCUUUAGCCGGUGGUGCAGCAGGGGUGGCGAAGACUGUGGUUGACGCAAAGAACGCCCAAAAGAAAUUGGAAGAGGAUAUGCGCCAUAAUAAGGCGAUGGAACACAUCGGCUCAGGUCUGUACUUGCGUAAGAAACCAAGAGGCGGAUUCGGUUUGUAUCUGAAAAAAAACUUCCAAUAAAGCUACCCAAUCGUCCGCUGUACGACUUAGAGAUUGCGCAUUACGCGAAAACACUUAAAAUCCCACAUUUUCGAGGUGUUUUCAUGAAUGACACUCUGCCUAGACACGGUCCUCGAAAACGUGAAUGCGCAAUAGUUAAUCUAGAUGCAUCAUCACACAGCGGAACACAUUGGGUAGCAUAUAGAAAGAUAAACAACGACGUAGAGUAUUUCGAUUCAUUUGGUAAUUUGAAGCCGACCAAAGAACUUGUUAAAUAUCUAGGUACACAUACAAAAAUUUUCUAUAAUAACCAUCAGUAUCAAACCUACAAUCAAAUCAUUUGUGGACAUUUAUGUCUAAAGUUUUUAUAUAAUGGAGCAUAUUAAAGGCAUGGAACUGCUUCUGGACCAUAUGUUUCACAAAAAACGUUUUGAAGGAUUCAGUGAAGAAGAACUAAAAUUAAUACCGCUAGAUUAUAUUAUACGAACUGUAGAACCUAUAGAAUUGUUAUAUAUAUGGCAUAAAUUGCCUGGGGAAUAUCGACAAGAAUUUAACCUGCAGAUACUACUUCCCUGCUUCGUGCAUUACAACAGACCUGAUUGGAGGACUCAUUGUGAUGGCCCACCCGGUUCUCAAGCAUCUUGUC